AUGUUCCUGCGACCGCCUGCAGUGGAUCACGCGAAAGACGGAUGGCUCUUCCCAGCUAGCGCAGUCAUGCUCGAGGCGCUGCUCUGGGGUUUCCCAAGCGUCUUCGGUGUGUUUCAGGAUUACUAUAUCACGCAUCCUCCGUUCGCAGGGUCGCAAAGCACUGCAGUCAUCGGAACCUGUGCCAUGGCGACUAUGUACCUCGGAAUUGCAUGCGGCGUCUGCGUCAUGUGUCUCGCCCAGGGGCUGGGCUCGUUCUCAACUAGCGCCCCGCAACUCAUUACGAGUCGAGGCAUAGUCUACACCGUAGGGGGUGGCUUUGCUUGGACGCUCAUACUGCAGUACAUGCCCGAGUGGUUCGACAAGAUGCUUAGCCUCGCGUACGGCAUAGUACUAGCUGGGUCAGCACUGGCCGGCGUAGUAUUGCCGCCUCUCGUCCAGUGGCUCCUGUACGCGUACGGCUACCAGACCACCCUCCGCGUCUGCGCCAUUUUCAUGUUCCUCCUCGCCGUACCGAUGCUUCGAACGGCUGGCAUCUUUCGCUCUCGCAAUGUCUCUCAAAACUUUCUCAUCGCGCAGGCUGGUGAAUUCAUCGAGGCUCAGGGCUACUUCAUUCCGUUCGUCUACUUACCAUCGCAUGUGCGCCUGCUCGGUGCAAAUCACUUCCGCAGGAGCCUGACCGUAAUUCUCCUUAAUGGAGCAGCUUGUGUGGCAUGUAUCGUGAUGGGAGCAUUGAUGGAUCGCUACCACUUCAGCAUCGGGGUCCACAUAUCCUCCCUCGGUACCAUCAUGUCGGUGUUCUGCUUCUGGGUCUUCAGUGUACUCUAUGGUCUGCUUGGAUGCGCUUGGCUCUGCACACGGUCGGGUGUUGUGACAGAGAUGCAAAAGCAAGGGCGUGUGAAGGACCCAGGCCUGGUCUUCGCGACUUUGGCAGCCGGUCAGGGUACCGGAAGCAUCGCCAGCGGCCCGUUGAGCGAGUUGCUCAUCCGAGGUCGAUAUGGCGCAGCAGACGCAUUCACCAGUGUCACGGCAUUCGUUGGUAAUUGCAGUGUCGUGGCCAGACGGGCUAGCUGGAUCUGA
Molecule: messenger RNA, 1077 nt
Organism: Paraphaeosphaeria sporulosa
Lineage: Eukaryota; Fungi; Ascomycota; Dothideomycetes; Pleosporales; Didymosphaeriaceae
Product: MFS general substrate transporter
Exons: 6
Coding region: 1-1077 (358 amino acids)
Biological process (GO): transmembrane transport
Cellular component (GO): fungal-type vacuole membrane
Molecular function (GO): transmembrane transporter activity
Source: RefSeq, a predicted model, not a curated record